ACACUCGCCCGGUUUGUUUACACUGUUAGCAGUGGCGGUGGUUUUAAAAAGUGAAAAUGAGUAAUGAGUUUCCUGACACUGAUAUAGAUAUGAAAUUUGAAAAACUAAAGACAAAAUACUUAGGAAAAAGGCACCAGAUUUCUGACUGUGUAAGAGCACCAGUGACAGUAAAGUGUGAUUUGAAUAUGGAAAAUCUGGCAAAAGUCAGUGCCGUUUCUAGAACAGAAGACAUAGAUAGUUUACCCAGGUGUCAAGAGAUGAAAAACUACAGCAGAGCACUCAAGGAGCUUUACCAUGCUGUCUCACAUCAACCUGGCAGUGGACUUGGCUGGGAUGAUAGCAUUUCAGGUGGUGAAGACGAGCUCAGCAACAGAAUGGAUGACUUGGAUGAAACCAACAUCCUGUGGACAGAGACUGAUGUGACGCUGCCCUCAAACCUAAUGGGCACUUCCAGCUCGUUCGAAAUGGAGCCAUCUUGGUUUAACAGAGAGGAAAUGCGGGAUCAAAUGAGGAGCCCAACAUCUACUGAACAAGUGUACCAGGAGAUGAUUCAGAUUUAUAAAAAACUGCAGGUACGGGCAGCAGAGCUGUAUGAACGUGAACAGGAGCUUAAGCGAAGAGAGAAGCUGUUCCUGAAGCACCAGGGCACCCUGAGCAGACUCCGUACAGUAGAGGAAGACAUACUGGACCGGAUUAAUGCCAUGCAACAGCAACACCAGCAGGAGACAGAGCAGCUGAGGGCGGCACUGAAAGAAAAAAACAAAGAAAUCAAAAGAAUGAAGUCCAGUUUUGAUUCCAUCAAGGAGCUGAAUGAUACCAUGAAGAAACAACUAAAUGAGAUGAGUGAGCAGAACACAAUGCUCGAGAAGCAAGCUCGUAAGGUUCAGGCUCGACUAGAAAACCUGCAGAGAAAGCAUGAGUAUUGCGUGGCGCACAAAAGUCGAGAAAACGUAGUGCCUAAGUCAUGUGAUCACAAACCCUCCAAUCAGGACAAACCUCAACAUUCCAACAAGGCUAGCAAGAAUUUAUCCAGCAGCACAACAGUGAAGCUGCUCACAUCUCUGAUGGACUGGAUUGUGGUUGGACCACCUUUUUUGUGUGACGACCUGAAAGCUGAGAAUGAGUUUGACUUGUGUGGUGUUCCACAUCUCUCCCUACAUGAACGUUGUUCCAAGGUUCUUCCAGUUUUGGUGGAGCAGCUUUACCAUGCCGAACCAGUCCUACAGUUACCAUUACUGAGAUUUAUCUACUGCUCUCUCACAGAACUGGAACUCAACACACAGCAUCUACUAUUAACCUCAACUUUAAGAAGAUUGGGGGAAGAAAUAAAUCGAAAAUCACCUCUUUUUCUCAGAAGCUCCUGCCUUCAUACACGCUUUUUGUCCUCCAUCAUCAUCCUCAAAACCAUCAGCCAGGCAGACAUUGUGGCCCAAGCUCUUGAGGUUUUGCACAGCAUUUUGGGAGGUGACGAGGGCCGUGGCCUCUUUCUAAAAUACAAAGCCUUGCCAACAAUUUUAACUCUACUGAGGACGGGAAGUCCAGGGCUGCUUGCUACAUCGCUGGAUGUCCUGCUACAGAUGAGUUCAGGGUCACGCCACCUUUCUGCCUUCCUGGAUGCAUGUAGCACUGAUCAGUUCUUCCGCUGCACCGCGUUACUUCUGCGAAACCAACGUCUGGACCUUGCCAUUGCUGAAAAGCUUAGCGUCCUUCUUCAGAAGCUGUCGGGAAUCAGGAAGAACCGGCGACUGUUUGAAGCGUCUUCACUUCACCUCCUUCUGCAGCAAAUGCAACGUUCAUCUGAUCCCGCUCGAGCUUUCCUGAACAUCAACCUCAGCUCUGUGCUUUUUAAUCUGGGCAUGAACACUCAUUCCUAACUGACCUGCUCCCCCCAAAAAUAAUCCAAAUAAUCAUGAUGCUCCCUCCACAUUUUUAUUAUGUUUAUUUAUUCUGAAUCAGCCUUCAAUAUGUAAAAGGUUAAACGCAGUGUUGGGAUGAUGGGCUGAACACCAACGUUUUCAUGCUUUUCUAACUUCGAGUCUUACCAUUUAAUUUUUUUUACAUAUUACAUUUUGGUGUGAAAAUUCUUUUAAUUAUGGUUAUUAUUAUAAAUAUUUGUUUAAAAUGGACCAAAAUGGUUAAUAAAUAUUAAAGCGUG
Molecule: messenger RNA, 2155 nt
Organism: Trichomycterus rosablanca
Lineage: Eukaryota; Metazoa; Chordata; Actinopteri; Siluriformes; Trichomycteridae
Product: coiled-coil domain-containing protein 138-like
Exons: 15
Coding region: 57-1874 (605 amino acids)
Source: RefSeq, a predicted model, not a curated record